Messenger RNA from Staurois parvus, 192 nucleotides. Lineage: Eukaryota; Metazoa; Chordata; Amphibia; Anura; Ranidae. The record is from the annotation of a GenBank genome assembly.
UCAUCCUGGGCUGGUCUGCAGUUCCCAGUCAGCCAUGUGCACCACCUGCUGAGGAAGGGCAACUAUGUGGAGCAGGUUGGGGCCAGGGCUCCUGUUUAUCUGAUGCUUGAGCUGGCCGGUAACGCCGCCAACAGAAAAAAGAAGACUGCAUUAUCCCCAGACACCACCAAGCUGGCAACAACGAGGAGCUAA